AUGCUCUCAGCCAUGCACCCAGCCAUGCUCUCAGCCAUGCACUCAUCCAUGCUCUCAGCCAUGCUCUCAACCAUGCUCUCAGCCAUGCUCUCAGCCAUGCUCUCAGCCAUGCUCUCAGCCAUGCUCUCAGCCAUGCUCUCAGCCAUCCUCUCAGCCAUGCUCCCAGCCAAGCUCUCAGCCAUGCUCUCGGCCAUGCACCCGACCAUGCUCUCAGCCAUGCUCUCAGCCAUGCUCUCAGCCAUGCUCUCAAUCAUGCUCUCAGCCAUGCUCUCAGCCAUGCUCCCAGCCAUGCUCCCAGCCAUGCUCUCAGCCAUGCUCUCAGCCAUGCUCUCAGCCAUGCUCUCAGCCAUGCUCUCAGCCAUGCUCUCAGCCAUGCACUCAGAUAUGCUCUCAGCCAUGCUCUCAGCCAUGCUCUCAGCCAUGCUCUCAGCCAUGCACUCAGCCAUGCUCUCAGCCAUGCUCUCAGCCAUGCUCUCAGCCAUGCUCUCAGCCAUGCUCUCAGCCAUGCUCUCAGCCGUGCUCUCAGCCAUGCUCUCAGCCAUGCUCUCAGCCAUGCUCCCAGCCAAGCUCUCAGCCAUGCUCUCGGCCAUGCACCCGACCAUGCUUUCAGCCAUGCUCUCAGCCAUGCUCUCAGCCAUGCUCUCAGCCAUGCUCUCAGCCAUGCUUUCAGCCAUGCUCUCAGCCAUGCUCUCAGCCAUGCUCUCAGCCAUGCUCCCAGCCAUGCUCUCAGCCAUGCUCUCAAUCAUGCUCUCAACAUGCCCCGCCUGUGUACCCAGGGCUGCUGCCUUUCUUCUCCAGCUGCUGCGCAUGUCACUGCCGUCAUCAGCUGCUGAUUUCGCCUCGUUCCCUUCCCUUCCCUUCCCUUCCCUCAUGCCCUUCCCUUCUCAUCUCAACCCUCCUUUCAACCCGCCACCCCUCCCGCCUUUUCCCAUCCGCUCUCAGCCUGUGCUGCCAGGCCCGCUGCUGUUCGCCUCAUUUCCCAUCCUUCUUUCUUUCUUUCCUCCCACCCCUCACUCACACCCCUUCCCCCCUACCAUCCCUCCCCCCAUCCGCUCUCAGCCUGUGCGCCCAGGGCUGCUGCUGUUCGCCUGCCAGCUGCGAGUAACGCUGCCAGCCGUAAGUCAGCAGCCUAUAGUAGUCACGACCACCACCAAGGCCUGA
Messenger RNA from Closterium sp. Naga37s-1, 1161 nucleotides. The record is from the annotation of a GenBank genome assembly. Lineage: Eukaryota; Viridiplantae; Streptophyta; Zygnematophyceae; Desmidiales; Closteriaceae.